UACACAAUCAGAAGUUUUGUUCCAUCUUUUCUUUUAUCUUUUUGUUUAAUUAUUAAGUAUAUUCUGUUGUAUAUAGACUAAGUCUGUUUUUUUCUUUCUUUUUUGUUUUGUUUGUUUGACAGAUUCAAAGCAGAAUAAAUACAAUGGUAAAAAAAACUAUUGAGAAUACAAUCUCAGCACAGGGUCCAUUUAGUAGCUGUUUUGUAGCUUUCGAUCAUAGCACAUGAUCUUCAUCAGCAGAUGGAGUUUGUUAAGUUGUUAUCGAAUUGUAGAUGUCUCGCCCGUGUUGGCUUAAAAGCCUGAGGGCCAAAGUUCAUUCUUGUACUUGGAAACAGCAGUUGUGAAAGAAGUCUCACCACAGGGUCCAUUUAGUAGCAAUUUUCCAGCUUUUCAUCAUAUAACUUGAGCUUUAUCAGCAUGCCUCACAGCUUCAAGCCGUUUAAACAGGCACUAAAUCAUUCAGAACUGACAAGGGCGAGCAAGAGCACAGCGCCAAAUCAAUCCAUUUUUCAAAAAUAUGAUCCAUCAUGAUGGUUGUUUAAGCUGCACAUGACUAAGCCUGUAUCCUUUAGGUUUAGCAGAAGGGAGCAUGCCUUUUCAAAUCUUUAUUGAAAAUUUCCUAUCAUAAUUCUGUCCUCUGUUGAUGCCAGGAGGUAAAUUCAGCUUUCAAGAUCAUGUGCCUGUUACAUAACAGCAGCUGCUAGGGAUUAGCUGCCUUGCUCAACAGCACUUGGAGGUUUGAAAUCGGCUGUGGAAUGGGCACUUCAGAUUUGGCAGACUGUCCUGACCCUCCCCCUUAUACAUUUGAUAUUGUUAUACAUUUGAUACAUUGCAUGAGCAGCCGCAUGUUAUACAUUUUGCAACUGGAAAAGUAAAGGCCUUAAAAAUAGGUUCUGGGGUCCCUGCAAGAUGGGGCCUCAAGAUUAGGUCAUAAUCGGGUUUUACCAUAAGGCCCUUAUCACUUCAGUUUAUCUUGUGCUUAAGUGGUGCAUACAGUAUUAAUACACAAUUCUGCAAUCAAUCAAAUUACCAAGAGGUAGCUGUUACACUGUGAACCUGGAGCCUUUGGGCCCCUUAAGGGUCUGGGGCAGUUGCCUGCUUUGCCCAGGUGGUAAUCCACUUUCUCAGGGUGGACUGUCUAUAAAAAAUCUCUUUAUAUUUAUUCCUCCCUGUUGCCUGAGAUGUGUCUCAGUGAUUCCUCAAAGUGUGUGUGCAACAACCUGGACUGUAUCUCGCGCAGCAGUGCAUCAGCCUGUCAGCCUCCAGCACCUUGGACAGCGCAGCAGCCUGCGCAGCCGAGCCCGGACUGGAGCGCUGAUGUCCCGCUGCUGCCGGAAUGUGCAAAGCACUAAUGUGACCGUCUGAGUCUAAGUAAACCCUCUCUGUCCACAUGAUGAGUAGGAGUGGUCACUGUGGGAGGGGUCGCGCGGUGUGAAGACUGCGGGAUGCAGUCAGUGCCCCCCCCUCCAGCAGAUUGUUCCCUAAGAGAAAGCGGCCAAGAGUAGGCAGAUACUCAGGCCAGAAUCUGGUUGAUUCGUGACACUUGGAAAAAGAGAACAACGCAGAGACAGGAGGAGCAACGCCCACCGAUUAGAGUCUGGAGUGUGUGGAGACAUAAAAUGUGGAGCUUUCAAAAUACGAGCAGUUCGUGACACGCAUGGUUAAGUCAGCGGCCCCCGCACUACGAAGGAAAACACAUGUUUUCUACUUUUUUUUCAAAAAGCAGUUCAAACUGAUGAGCAGACAGUAUGGGAGAGGAGGUUUGGGUGUGCGCCAACGGAGCGUGAGUGCCACGGAGCGCGCUGGAGCCUUUUAGGAACUGGGUUUAUUUGAGCUCUAAAGUAUCUUCUUUCUCACGCGCUCCGUCUUCCACACCCCCCUAAAAAAAAAAAAAAGAUAUACAUUCGGAGAAACUCUUCUUUGAGAUGGAACCUGUUGGGUGCUUGGACCGUUUUUUUUUUUUACUCCUAUAACAAGUGGUGAGUUGAUCCAGGAACAAAUGUUUGAUGGGAUGAUCUGCGCACGGUGAGACUAACAUUUCCCAACUUCGUGUUCCUCUGCGAUACUCCGUGACCCUCCCGUCUUAUCGACGACUCAGCACAUUUCUGAUGAGGAUGUCCGCUGUUUGCGAGGAAGAUUUAAGGAUUUCACAGAUAUGGGGUUUUUGGGGGAAUGGCUGCUAAAAAUAGCCUGAAUGCUGAUGAGGUUACAAUGAGCAGGUUGGUGUUAAGCUGAAACUUAGAGCCAUGCGGAAAGAUGCUCAGUUAUAGGACAUUUUUAAUCACAUCACAGACAAAGUAAGAGUGGGGCAUCAAAGAAAAGAAAGAAAAAGCACCCAUCAACGCUCGUUUAUUUGGUUGGAAGAAUUUAUUCAGAUCAGUAUAGUUCACUUCUGGAGAGCAGAGACCAACAGGCUUUCUUGGAAGCAGCUUGUUGAUGGCACUGCGCACCGGGAGGACUUGGUUUGGGCAGGUCUUGCGCAGGGUCUUUCGGCUGCAGGGCUCCUGGUCCAGGCGAUCGAGCAGUCUGUUGUGUCUCUCCGCAAACCAGGAGCAGGAUCUGGGGGUCUGUCACCGGGAUCACCACAAGGCGGGGGAUUUCCACCGCUGCUCCGACUCCGGCGUCCGCCGCGGCCACCUUCAUCGGAGCGCACCUUUCUGCGCCUCCGCCUCCAGGCGCUGUCCACACGGCUUUCCCCACGCUUGCUGCGCCUUCCCGGGGAAUCCGAGGGGACAUGAGCCCCUCGGUCGCCGGUUCCUGUUGGCCAUGAAGCGGCAAAACGUGCGGACCUUGUCCCUGAUCAUUUGCACGUUUACAUACCUGCUCGUCGGGGCCGCCGUCUUUGACGCCCUGGAGUCCGACUUCGAGAUGCGGGAAAAAGAGCAGCUGGAAGCCGAGGAGAAGCGUCUCCAGGGGAAAUAUAACAUCAGCGAGGAUGAUUACCGCAAACUGGAGACCAUCAUCAUGGAGGCAGAGCCCCACAGAGCCGGGGUGCAGUGGAAAUUCGCAGGGUCAUUUUACUUUGCCAUCACGGUGAUAACCACCAUAGGCUAUGGGCAUGCAGCGCCGGGGACCGACGCAGGAAAGGCCUUUUGCAUGUUUUAUGCUGUCCUGGGAAUCCCUUUGACUCUUGUCAUGUUCCAAAGUCUGGGCGAGAGGAUGAACACUUUUGUCAAGUACCUCCUGAAGCGUAUCAAGAAGUGCUGCGGCAUGAGCAUCAUCGACGUGUCCAUGGAGAACAUGGUGACCGUAGGAUUCUUCUCCUGCGUCGGCACGCUGUGCAUCGGGGCUGCUGCCUUCUCCCACUACGAGGACUGGAGCUUCUUCCAGUCCUAUUAUUACUGCUUCAUCACGUUAACAACUAUAGGCUUUGGGGACUUUGUGGCCCUUCAAAAGAACCGGGCCCUCCAGAAGAAGCCCCUGUAUGUGGCCUUUAGCUUCAUGUAUAUCCUGGUGGGCCUGACCGUCAUCGGGGCCUUCCUCAACCUGGUGGUGCUCCGCUUCCUGACUAUGAACAGCGAAGACGAGCGGCGGGAUGCCGAGGAACGGGCCUCGCUAGCUGGCAACCGGAACAGCAUGAUCAUCCACAUCCAGGACGAAUCACUGCCGCGGGGCCGGCGGCGGCGCGAGCCGUACCGGGCGGAAGUGACUGAUUUGCAGUCAGUCUGCUCCUGUAUGCACUACCACUCGCAUGACUUCGGCAGCUCUGGGGGAGGGAUGGGAGGCCUGGGCUGUGCCUUCUCCCAUCAGAACUCAUUCAGCUCGCAGCUGAAUCCCAAUCAGUACUUUCACUCGGUUUCCUACAGAAUCGAGGAGAUCUCGCCCAGCACCUUGAAAAACAGCUUCUUCCCUUCGCCCAUCAGCUCGGUGUCUCCGGGCCUUCACAGCUUCACAGACAAUCACCAGCUCAUGAGGAGAAGGAAAUCCAUCUAAACCCUAACACACACAGGACAAAUGAGUUUCCAUGUUUUAUACACAAGGUCAUACAUUUCCAAUGCUGCUCCUUAACAGAUCUUAUUUCAGCACUCCCCCCCCCCCUUUUUGGUUGUAUGUAAUAUAAAAAGUAUUCUUGGGAACAGAUGAAGAACACUACGCAGAGCAGCAGGUGUGGACACAAUGGGAUGCAAAGCAUGAAGCAUGGAUGUCUAUUUUUUCAAGAGAUUACUCCAUUUACAAACACUACACAAACUACAAGACCUUGCUUAUUUCAGAUUUACAGUACAAAAUUGAUAUAUUAACUUUGGUUACAUACCAAAUGAUGCACACUUGGGGAAAUGCUAUUUUUCAAAAGGGAGUAUGCUUGUUUCACCUUAACUUGAAGAAACUUUUACCGUUAUGUACUAUUCCAUUGCCUCACUGCAGACAGAGAUUUUAAAAUGACUUAAAACAUCAGGUAUUGUUUUCUAUAAGCAAUCAUAUAUUUCAUUGGUUUCACCACACAUCAAGCCAAAAUAUUGUUGCCAAUAUUAGCAUGUGCAUUAUAUGUCAUUUAAUGAGUGUGCCAUGGUUUGGUGUCAUUCUUUAGUCUGUUUAUUGAAGGGCGUUUGUUUGUCUUGGAUUCAAAGGAUCAUGCUGCUGUUAUUGAUAAUUCACCCACAUCUACAUUCAGAUCUGGCCACAAAAGCUUUAAUUUCACCCGCAGCCUUUUUCAUAAUGUGAGUUCAAACUGACCUUAAGGAAAAUCCCCCCUCCCCCCUCUGUUAAACAGGUUUUCCAGAUAUUUGUGCAUUUUUCUCCCAUUGACAUUCAUAUUUAUAUAGGGAUAUAGGGAUAACUGCAUUGUAAAAGAGGCAGAGAAACCAGUUUCUUCAUUGCAGUCGCAGAUUGCAAUGCAGCUAAAGAUAUGUAACAAAGGGGUCAUCCAGCGAUUUAGUAUUCCAUAAAGUUGGGGGACAUACAAGAGAUAGAUAAAAAAAAAAAGAGAUAUCCUGACUUUUAGUCUCCAGUAUGGAUCAAGCUGUAAAAACACUGGAUCCUACAAAUCCCAUGAUUCAACUGAGAGCAGAACGGUUUACAGUGACAGAAAAGCAUGCAGAUCUAAACUGACAACUCUUGAGGUUUGGAUGCACUUUGGAGCCAUUAGGGCAACACAAACUGAUAAACGCAUCAACAUGGAAACGAGCAGAAAUAGUGAGUAUGAGUUAAUGUGAGGGGACAGCUGAAGAUCACAGAGAAGAAAAACUUAAUAACAUCAGUAUGAUCUUUUCAGUUUCUGUAAAAUAUCAGAAGAAGAAAUGGGAGAGGGAUGAUGUUUUAUGUUUUAAAGAUCUGAUAAGUGCAUGAACUUUGUAUGAUGAAUGGGGAAAUAAUUUCAAAAUAACUUUAAAAGUAUCUUAAUGGCAAAUAGAUUUAAGAAUGAUUUUAACAUAAGCUGCUUCUUUUACCAAAGUCCAGCAGUUCUUAAAGGGAUACACUUUAUUUACUUGAUUUCUAAUUUUUCAUUCAAACAAACAAAUUGACAAAACAUUGUACAAACAUUGUACAAUAAUGUUUGAUCUCGGGUUUGAAUGAAUCACCUCUUUUUUUUGUUUUCUCCCAUAACAAACACGAUCCCAAUAGUGCAAGGGCAUCUGCCAAACAAUACAAUGAACAAUCCUCAUUUCCAAGUAGUAGGAAGAGAAAUGCGACUGGGAUGCAUCAUCUCACUGAGGCCUGUGUCUGAUGCAGUUGUGUACACCAGGAGUCAGUCUGCAUUAUAGGCAUCAUUUGUGAGAGCCACAGGGCUGGAAAAUAUUUGAGCAAUUCUGGACAUUUAUGUUGAUUUGAGGCCUGUUUUAAUGCCCAGUGCGCCUUUUCUGUCACAGCUGGCCCAAUGCUAGCUGUCAAAGACAACAUUUUCACUGAGCUCCUAAAUUAAGCAGGAUUAAUGUGCUAAACAUGAUUUCUAAAUGCUUUUUAAGCUGUAAAUGUAUAUUUAAGUGUGUAUUGUUUGUAAAGGCUGGAGCAAAUGGGUUUUUAAAGUUACAAUACACAGAGCUAGGAGCUAUUUUAUUCCCUUGGCAAGUUCUAUUCUUCAAAAUCACUCACUAGUUCUGGAAACCAACAAUUCGUACACAAAAUUUCUGGACCUUGACUUUUAGAAAGCGUUACCUUCAGUAUUCUUUGCAGCCUAGUGUUUUACAGGCUUCCAUUAAUUUCCUGGGUAGCUGAGCAUGUCUCAUAAGGUGAAUGCCACUCUGUUUGGGCAAAUGGUAAAUUGCCAUGGACCCUAUUCAGGCGUGACAAACAUAACCAGGCGUGGAGUCCGAGAUAAGCCCUAAAGCAUAGUUUCAUUAUUGGAACUAUACUGGCUUAUCUAAAUAUCCUGUACAAUAUGUUUAUAACAACCUUUGGAAUAAAAAGGCCUUUUCAUGGCUGAGAUGCAUAUGUAUUUUUACACAUUAGCAUAUGUGCCUUGAAGAAACAGCAGUCAGUGUUUCUGUAGAAAUGGGCACAUUUAAAUAUGGUGGCUGCGGAUCUGUUUGUGCUUUAGCAAACCUACUGGAAGAUUAUGGAGGCUUUGGGGCUAAUAAUAGCACUGAUGUGGUUAAUGUAUAGACAGAUCUAAGUCCUGACAAACAAGUUCAUAUGAGGAGAUGAAAAUCCACAUCUGAUCUUAUAUACACGUACCUUCUAUAACCAUGUCCACACUCAGCGCUAAAGCAGAGUGAAUCACUCCCUUACUUUUAAAAGAGAUGCAAGAGGCACAAGAGACAUAAGCAGGAAGAUGAUUAGACAAGUUUAAAUUAAUGCAUGCGAUAUUCCAUCAGCAAAUCCCAUUAAAAGACCAAAAGCAACAAUGAAUUUAUCCUGCUAACAAGUAUUCCCUGUUUAGCCAAAGCUUGAUAGAUCUUAUUCCUGUGUGCCACAGAGCUCCAUCGUCCAAAACUAUUAAAAACACAUCAGCGAGCCACACUGACUGACAUGUUCCAUUAUUAAGAUGAACAUGGGCACUGUAGUUUUUUUUGAGUUUAUCCCACAUGUACAGUCCUGCUGCUGUAAAAACUCGCUAGAGCACCACAUGUAUUACUCCCCCCCGUCUGAAAAUAGUCCCCAACAAAUGCACUUUUUUCUUCUGUUUGAGAAACAUUUGCUAAAAACUGUACUGCCCAGCUGUUGUAGGAAAUGCCUACCUGUUUUUAAAGCUGCAUUAAUACAUUUAUUUGACCACUUGGGGGCAGCAGAACAAAGUGAAAACACAACAUUGACAUAUUAAACUGUAUAGUUUACAUUUUACAUUUUAUUUGGAGACCUGAUGAAUGUAAGCCCAAUAUUCACUCCCCUACUAGCUCUGUUUUGGUCUCUACCAAAUCCUGAGACAAAAUAUCUGGCUCCUUAGCUCUCUAGUUUCUUCGCUAUGACUAUGUUCUAGUCGCUAACUUGGUCAGCCUGAUGUUUGGAGCUGGACAGGCAGCAGACAGUGGGUUUAUCUGAGCUUUUUCCACAGGAAGCAGCUGCCUGCUGCGUCUGGAAACAAGGUUGUUGAGAGUGGGCCGGAAAACCAAAACAUUUACCCAGAACAGACUAAAAAACUUCAUAGAGCUAAGUGGAACUGGAGAGUUGGGCGAUAACUCUCCGUGGGUACAUCACUACGAGCGAUCCCUUUCACAUUACACACACAUUUUAUCCAUUGAUCAUAUAAAAAUAUUGAUUAGUGCAGCUUUAAAGAUUUACAUCUUCGGUAGGAACAAAUGGACUUUGGGCUGAGUGUCACAAACAGGGUUGGAAAGUCAGAAAGUAUUGAGAGAUGGCCUAGCAAAUUGUUGGUUUUGGUCUUUUCAUAGGAUUAUUUUGACAAAAAGAAAAAUAUAAUAAUGUAAGCCUUGUCCUUUGAACAAAGCCCCAGGUUAGUCAAACU
This is a messenger RNA of Siniperca chuatsi (mandarin fish), 7837 nucleotides long. It is a transcript of the gene kcnk9, whose product is annotated as potassium channel, subfamily K, member 9. The record is from RefSeq and is a predicted model, not a curated record. Gene Ontology annotation, cellular component: membrane. NCBI's taxonomy places the organism in Eukaryota, Metazoa, Chordata, Actinopteri, Centrarchiformes, Sinipercidae. Gene Ontology annotation, molecular function: potassium ion leak channel activity. The transcript has 2 exons. Gene Ontology annotation, biological process: stabilization of membrane potential; potassium ion transmembrane transport. The coding region runs from base 2437 to 3933 and encodes 498 amino acids.